Molecule: messenger RNA, 3111 nt
Organism: Anneissia japonica
Lineage: Eukaryota; Metazoa; Echinodermata; Crinoidea; Comatulida; Comatulidae
Product: titin-like
Exons: 9
Coding region: 126-1769 (547 amino acids)
Source: RefSeq, a predicted model, not a curated record
CUCGCUAUAUAACCAGUACAGAUUUUGGAAUCUGCACUUUAACCAUUAACGGUAUUUUCCCUGAAGAUGCCGGUCGUAUAACUUGUCUAAUUACAAAUGAAAGUGGUACUUGUCAAACUACUGCAAUGCUGAGCUGUCUGUCUAAAGGCACAGUCAUUCUUGAAACUCAACUACCGGAAGAAAUGCAGGGAAUUCAGAAAACGCUUGCCUAUGAAGAGGCUUUAAGAGAAGGAACAUUGGCCACGGAGGAUGAAGCAUCGGAAGAGGAUGAACCCGCCGAGCCAGUCUUUGUGAAGGUCCCAGAAGAGGUGAAGUGUGUUGAAGGAGGACCAGCUCGCUUCUCAUGCCGUCUUACUGGUUAUCCACUUCCAAGAGUGUCAUGGUACAAAGAUGGUGUACAGCUCAUAGCUAGUUCAAGAGUAAAAAUAUCCUUUGAUGGAUUACAUCAUCUUGAGAUUCCAAAGACAAGGCCAUAUGAUACUGGAGAAAUCAAGGUUGAAGCUAAGAACAAAUACGGUCAAGUCAACUACAUCACAAAAUUGCAAGUCCUGCGAAGGGAAGACUUCAAUAUACAAUUACGGCCAGCGUCAAGAGAGGAACGAACUAAAAUUCAAACUCAAUUUGAAGAGCAACGGCUUGCUGCAAAGGUAGGCAAGCCAGCCACAGAACAUGAAAGAAUGGUUCCACCACAUGCUGUCAAGCAAAAAGCCAUUCAAGAGGAAUUUAAACCACUUGUACAAGCUGAACUAAUUACAAUGAUGGAAGCUGAGCCUGUAGAAGUAACAGAUGCAGUCACUGUGAUACGAGAGCCCGUAAUAGAGCAGCAGCCAAGCACUGUUUCUCUGCCUGUCUUUAGUAAUGAGUUAAAAAACAAGGUUGCCAUUGAGGGAACACCAGUGAUAUUUGAAGUUAGGUUUACUGGAAAUUACGAGACCACUGUACGAUGGUUUAAAGAUGGUGUGGAUGUGCAUAUGAAUCCAGAUUACAGCAUCACUGUGACAGAAGAUACCAGCAAGCUGACCAUACUAGAAUCAUUUACUGACGAUACUGGAAUGUUCUCCGUUGAACUUGGCAAUGCCGCAGGGACAGUGAAGAGUGAAGCUCAACUCAUUAUACAAGAAGCAGUACUUGAGGAAGAUGAUUCAGAACCUGUGGUAACCGAAACAGCUCCUAAGUUGCUAACAGCACCACAAGAGACCUUCGUAGGAACCUGUGGAGAGCCAAUCAAAAUUGUCAUCAAAAUUGAAUCUGAACCAAAGUCACAAGUUACAUGGUUCAAGGGAGAACACAAGUUGGUACCCACUAUUCGGCAGAAGAUGCUUGAAGAUGAUAAUGUGUUCACGUUGCUUAUAUUGGAUGUAAAACCAGAAGAUGCCGGUACUUACUAUUGUGAGGCAUUCAAUUCAAGUGGAGUUUGCCGCACUGAAAUAAAUGUUGUUGUACCAGCAAGCUCAGGUGCUCCAGAAUUGGUAUCACCAAUGGAAAAUGUUGAAGUAGAGGAAGGCUGCCCCAUAGAGAUAGAAUGCCAUGCUGUCAGCAAAACAGAGCCAACUGUUACUUGGUUUUUGGAUAAAGCUAUCAUCAAACCAUCUAAAUAUUUUCAAAUGUUCUAUGAAGAUGGAGUUGCAAAACUUUACAUCAAUGAAGUUUUUCCUGAAGAUGAGGGACUUUACACUUGUGAAGUUGAAAAUGACUUUGGAAAAGUUUCGAGCAGUGCAAGGUUGCGUGUAAAAGGUAUGUUCUAUGAUGCAGAAUACUAUGCUUCAUGAAGUAUACAUCGUGCACGUAAAAUGAAAUUGAGUGUGUGAAUUGCACGUAGGAACACUUUGCAAAUCAGGCACACUUGAAUAGUGAAACUCAAAGAACUUUUCAUCAAAUUUCAGCAAAGAUAUUUCACUUCUCUGGUUGAUCCAGAAAUAUGUCACUUAGUAAUAAACUCACCUCAUAAACUUUUGAAUUCUAUUUGAUGAAUUCAUUUUAUUUGAUUUGUGUAUUUUUUGAUUGACAUAUUUAUUUAGGAGUGAAUGUUAAGAAAUAUACUAAAAGCCGUAAGUGGUAUGAGGAACGUCAAGCAUUCUUACCAUAUCUCUCUUUAGAUUUUCAUUCCAUAUUUAUAUAAUAAAUGGUUUUUUGUUAAACCAAUUAUAUAUAUAAAACUGAUUAUCAGUAUAUAUCAGUACUUAAUUAUUCAUCAGUACAAACUGUGCCUAUCAGUUUACUUUAUUAUUUAAACUUAAGUAAUUAACAUAAUAUGAAAAUAUAAUACAGUUAUAUUAUUUCAAUUUCAGUGUGCUUAAGUAUUUCCUGACAAAAUUUAACGAUAUCAAUGAAUAUUAUAUUUAUAAUACCUUAUGUUGCAAUAUUGACCUUUAAAUUAUAUAAUAUCUUAAUUUUCUAAUUCCAACAAAGAAACCUUUAUAUUUAUUUGUGUGUGUACUCAAAGAUGCUGCGCACAAAUAUGCAUGGAAAUACAACCCAUUUUGUACUCAAUUGAAUGAUUUGUGAUAAUGAUUUUUAUAUAUCAUUUCUAUAAAGUAAUAUUUUCACACAGUUUAUGAUCUGCCAGCCAAUAACAUUUUACAGAUAGCAUUAAUUUCUACUAUUGUGUGAUUUAAAAGAUUUUACUAUAAGUCAAAGUAUUCAUGAAUUUGGUGAUUCUUUACCAUUUUAUUAGGUUUUUAGUGCAAUUAGAAAAUAUAUUGUAGAUCUAAUAUAUUAAGUUUAAUGAAAAUAUAUAGUUGAAAUCUAUAUACAGGUAGUGAAUAUUUAGUUUUUUUGAAGUGCAAGUUUUAUUUAUGUAAUGACAAGCAAUUUGAAACCAAAAAUGAUGUGAAUUUGCUCAAAUUUACAACUUUACUAUUUAGACUUUUUUAAUUAUUUAAAUCAGUAUUUAUGUUCAUGGUGCUUGUCUGUCUUUCAAGGAAUUUUGUAUAAAUCCCUUUGUAUUACAUUGUCAAAAUUUCAUCUAAUUAAUUGAAUAUUAGUAUAGUAUUUUAAGAUUGGCAGAAACAGGUUGGCUACAUAGUACCUAGCAUGUUGCUAGGAUAUCAUUUCCACUGUAAUAUACACAAGCAUUGACUAAUUAAAGAGUAGAUUGUUUUGCAACUGCAA